This is a messenger RNA of Drosophila pseudoobscura, 2020 nucleotides long. RefSeq names its product alpha methyl dopa-resistant (gene amd). Gene Ontology annotation, molecular function: pyridoxal phosphate binding; aromatic-L-amino-acid decarboxylase activity. The record is from RefSeq and is a predicted model, not a curated record. Gene Ontology annotation, cellular component: cytoplasm. The transcript is spliced from 3 exons. Lineage: Eukaryota; Metazoa; Arthropoda; Insecta; Diptera; Drosophilidae. Gene Ontology annotation, biological process: catecholamine metabolic process; amino acid metabolic process. Bases 384 to 1916 code for a protein of 510 amino acids.
UUUCACUUUUGUCUGCCAUGUCUUGACGUCGUCUUCUGUCGCCGCCGUUACAUAAACAUUAAUCUCGGCAAUGGGCCAGUCGCACUGGCCAAAACAAAAACUUGCUGCCAGUGCACAUUUUCACACAUAGCCGGAUUUUUAUUUUAUUAACUACUUUUCGUUCGCUUUUACGGAGCAGCAGCGGCCUACGCGUCGCUUGAAUUUCGGAUCUUAUGGAAGCUUGGUUAAAGCGCAGCCAGCUCAUUUGUAGACUCGAAUGUCAGCGGUGCACAAGCGCGGAACUCAGACAGCGGCUGGCAAACAAACAAACAACCAACAACCAUCUCUGAAGAUCGUACGUAGACUAUCGCUCCCAGCCAGGAUCAUCAAAUCCAUUCAUCGCAAUGGACUUUGACGAGUUUCGCGAAUUCGGCCACGCCUCUAUUGAGUUUAUUAUCAACUAUCUGAGCGGGAUCCGAGAGAGAGAUGUCCUGCCCAGCGUGGCUCCGUAUACCGUGAUCAACCAACUGCCCAAGGAAAUCCCAGAAAAGCCAGAGCAUUGGCGCGAGGUGCUGAAGGACCUAGAGAGCAUCAUCCUGCCCGGACUGACUCAUUGGCAGUCUCCGUAUUUCAAUGCCUUCUAUCCAUCUUCCUCGUCGGCAGGAUCAAUCGUUGGUGAACUACUGAUUGCGGGCAUUGGAGUCUUGGGCUUUAGCUGGAUUUGCAGUCCCGCCUGCACUGAGCUUGAAGUGGUGGUCAUGGACUGGCUGGCCAAGUUCCUGAAGCUACCCGAACACUUCCAGCAUGCCAGCGACGGACCUGGCGGUGGUGUGAUUCAAGGCUCGGCGAGUGAAGCAGUGCUGGUAGCUGUUCUGGCCGCUCGGGAGCAGGCCGUGAUCAGCUGCAAGGAGACGCAUCCCGAACUAAGCGAGAGCGAGGUCCGAGGCAAGUUAAUUGCCUACUCAUCCGACCAGAGCAACAGUUGCAUCGAGAAGGCGGGAGUACUGGCGGCCAUGCCCAUUAAGUUGCUGCCGGCCGACGACGAUCUGAUCCUGCGUGGCAAUACGCUGAGGAAGGCAAUCGAAGACGAUGUGGCAGCUGGACUGAUACCGGUCAUAUGUAUUGCCACCUUGGGCACCACAGGGACGUGCGCCUACGACGACAUCGAUUCGCUAGCCGAUGUCUGUCAAGCCUUGAAUGUGUGGCUGCACGUGGAUGCAGCAUAUGCAGGGGGCGGCUUUGCUCUUGAAGAGUGCACGGAACUGCGCAGGGGACUAGAUCGCGUGGACUCGCUGAAUUUCAACCUGCACAAGUUCAUGCUGGUUAAUUUUGACUGCUCGGCUAUGUGGCUGAAGGACGCAAACAAGGUAGUGGACAGCUUCAAUGUAGAUCGCAUUUACCUGAAGCACAAGCACGAGGGCCAAUCUCAGAUUCCGGACUUUCGCCACUGGCAGAUCCCCCUGGGCCGCCGUUUCCGUGCCCUCAAGGUGUGGAUUACUUUCCGCACGCUGGGCGCCGAGGGACUGCGCAGCCAUGUGCGUAAGCACAUCGCGCUGGCGCAACAAUUCGAGGCAUUUGUGAGGAACGACUCGCGUUUCGAAAUGGUUGCCCCCCAAGCACUGGGAUUGGUCUGCUUUCGUCCUAGAGGUGACAAUGAACACACCGCUCAGCUUCUUCAGCGACUCAUGGAGCGCAAAAAGAUCUACAUGGUGAAGGCGGAGCAUGCUGGACGCCAGUUCCUCAGAUUCGCCGUUUGCGGUAUGGAUGCAAAGCCCUCCGACAUUGAGUUUGCCUGGACAGAGAUCGAGACGCAGCUAACGGCCCUGCUGGCUGAGAAAUCGCUGGCUGCUCGGAAACCUAGCAAUGUCUCCGAGCUGACGCAGCACUUUCAGAUGCAUCUGGCCAGUGAUAGCGGGACCCACGAGAAGUCGCAGUGACGGAAAUAGCGCCCGAUUUAUAUACAAUUGAACUAUUUAUGUUUAGGAUGUCCUUAAGUUGUUUUGUAGAUGUUAGAAAUAAAUUCAAUUUAAAUCUGAAAAAA